CUCCUAUUCUAUUCCCUCUCUCCCUUCCCGUCGAUCCCCCAGUGCCCGUACCUAGAUUUCUAAUCCCCUUCCUCUCUCCAUUCCAAUUCCCGUAUUCACUCUCCCUCCCUCCCCGGUCUCCCCCACCUUUAGUAAUUCCUCUUAUUUAUCGCGCUCCAAAUAAUUGCAACUGGAAUAACCGGGACAGUAUAAGAGAGCGCACAUCGGCGACGGUGGGAUGUCUCCUGCUUCUGGGUACAAACAGCCUGCCCGAGAACUUCGUUGCACGUGCGAGGCCAUGUGAACAUCUGCAUCACUGAUUCACUUCCCAGCAGGGAAUGGCAGCUCCUGCUCUCCAAUCAUUCCUUCAUUGCUCUCGUUUUGCCGACGCCUUUGCUCCUUAAAUCCCACUGGUGAAAUUAGUCGUUAUUCCUGAGGUAUUCCUCAACGUGAAGAGAAGCAAAAGAGAGCUCCUUCAAAGGGAUGGAAGAUCGCCCCUCCUAUAAAUCCUCGUCACUGCUCCCCCAGCUUCCCCGGGACUCCCGGGGCUCGCUCGAGGUCUUUAACCCCUCCAACUUCUCCGACCGCCCCCACUCCGACGCCCAGUACCAGUCCACACUCUCGCCCCCCUUCUCCUCUUCGCAGCCCCCCUCCGCCUCUGGACCCCCCGAAGAUGACCUCACCCUACCAUGGCUUGCCCUCCCCAAACCCUCCCCGCCGCUUGCCCGCUCCCUCUCCGAGACUAUGUCCACGUCCAAGAAAGCCUCCACCUCCACUUCCGACGUCGACGCUGCGGCCCAGCGGGCGGCGGAGUGGGGUCUGGUCCUCAAGACCGACGAGGAGACCGGGAGGCCGCAGGGCGUCGGGGUGCGGCGGUCCGGGGACGAGAUGGGGAAGGGCGGCCGGAGGGACUCCGGGAAGUCGCAACAGAGCUCCGAGGACUCCGACGUGGUCGGCGGGAAAGAGAAGGGAUGGAUGCCUAGGGUUUCGGAGGAGCUCCGGGAUGCACUGUCGGCAUUCCAGCAGACAUUCGUGGUCUCGGACGCGACGAAGCCGGACCAUCCGAUCAUGUACGCCAGCGCCGGGUUCUUCAAAAUGACGGGCUACCUCGCCAAGGAGGUCAUCGGCAGGAACUGCCGGUUCCUACAAGGUGCUGGAACUGAUCCAGCUGAGAUUGCAAAGAUAAGAGAAGCACUGGCAACAGGAACAAAUUAUUGUGGUCGCAUAUUGAAUUACAAGAAGGAUGGGACUCCCUUCUGGAAUCUCUUAACAAUUGCACCUAUCAAAGAUGAAGAAGGAAAUGUCCUCAAGUUCAUUGGGAUGCAAGUGGAGGUGAGCAAGUACACUGAAGGUUCUAAGGAUAAGAUGAUCCGUCCCAAUGGAUUGCCAGAGUCUUUGAUUAGAUAUGAUGCUAGGCAAAAAGAAAAUGCUCGUGGUUCACUCUCUGACCUUGUGGUAGCUGUAAAGAAUCCCCAUGCACUUUCAGAAUUGGCAAGCCUCCCUUUCAAAAGGAAAUCUGAAGGUGAUAGAGAACUGUUCAAACAUGAAGUUCCUGGAAGGAGAGACUCAGAAAAUGGCACUCCAGGAAGGCGUAAUUCACAUGGCACAAGCAGUUCAAUGCAGAGGAUUGUUGAGCUGCCUGAAGGAGGGAAUAAACCGAGAAGUUCCGGUCUACGUUCCUUCAUGGGGCUUAUUGGUUUAGGCCAUUCAAAUGUGGAAAAGCAUGAGUUGGAAGUUCCAAUGGAGGAAGACCCUUUACUGGAAAGUGAUGAUGAAAGACCUGAGAGUUUUGAUGAUGACGUCAGGAGAAAAGAAAUGAGAAGGGGUAUUGAUUUAGCUACAACACUUGAACGCAUCGAAAAGAAUUUUGUCAUUACCGAUCCAAGGCUUCCAGACAACCCCAUUAUAUUUGCAUCGGAUAGUUUUCUGGAACUGACUGAAUAUAGUCGUGAAGAGAUACUGGGAAGAAACUGCAGAUUUCUCCAGGGCCCUGAAACAGAUCCAGCGACUGUUAGAAAAAUAAGAGAAGCUAUAGAUAGCCAGACAGAUGUGACUGUGCAGUUGAUCAAUUACACAAAAAGUGGGAAGAAAUUCUGGAAUCUUUUUCAUUUGCAACCAAUGCGUGACCAGAAGGGGGAAGUUCAGUACUUUAUUGGGGUUCAGUUGGAUGGUAGCGACUAUGUUGAACCACUUCAGAACUGUAUACCAGAGGCUACUGCAAAAGAAAAUGCAAAGCUGGUGAAGGAAACUGCAGAUGAUGUUGAUGAAGCUGUGAGAGAACUUCCAGAUGGUAAUUUGAAACCUGAAGAUCUAUGGGCAAAUCACUCAAAGGUUGUCCUGCCAAAGCCUCAUGGAAGAGAGAAUUCAUCAUGGAAGGCCAUCCAGAAAAUUAUUCUGCAGGUUCUAGAGAGUGGGGAAAAGAUAGGUUUGAAGCAUUUUAGGCCGGUUAAACCCUUGGGGUCUGGUGAUACUGGCAGCGUGCACUUGGUGGAGUUAUUGGAAACAGGAGAAUAUUUUGCAAUGAAGAGUAUGGAUAAAAAUGCCAUGCUUAAUCGCAACAAGGUGCAUAGAGCUUGUGCAGAAAGAGACAUUCUUGAUAUGUUGGAUCAUCCUUUCCUUCCUACAUUAUAUGCAUCAUUUCAGACCAAAACACAUAUCUGCCUUAUAAUGGACUACUGCCCUGGUGGAGAGCUCUUUCUACUACUAGACAGGCAACCUCUGAAGGUCCUCAAGGAAGAUGCUGUUAGAUUCUAUGCUGCAGAAGUUAUUGUAGCUCUGGAGUACCUUCACUGUCAAGGUAUAAUUUAUCGAGAUCUAAAGCCAGAAAAUAUCUUGCUUCAGAGGGAUGGACAUGUUUCUCUGACAGAUUUUGAUCUGUCAUGUUUGACAUCUUGCAAGCCACAGCUUUUGUUUCCAAACUCUCAAUACAAGAAAAAGAAGCCCAAAGGAAUAAUCCCUCCAAUUUUCGUAGCCGAACCAAUGCGAGCGUCAAAUUCUUUUGUUGGGACUGAAGAGUAUAUUGCACCGGAGAUUAUCACUGGAGCUGGCCAUACUAGUGCAGUUGACUGGUGGGCGCUUGGCAUCCUUCUUUAUGAGAUGCUUUAUGGAUAUACACCAUUCAGAGGAAAGACAAGGCAAAAGACAUUUGCCAAUAUCCUUCAUAAAGAUCUUAAAUUUCCUGGAAGCAUUUCAGUAAGCCUUCCGGCAAGGCAGUUGAUGUAUCGGUUGUUGCAUAGAGAUCCUAGAAACAGAUUGGGUUCUUGUGAAGGAGCUAAUGAAAUCAAGCAGCAUCCAUUUUUCCGUGGUAUCAAUUGGGCUCUUGUGCGCUGCAUGAGGCCUCCAAAGCUUGAUGCACCACUGUUUGAUUCUGACACAGCAAAGGAAGCUGGACUAGUGGAUUUUCAAACAGAUUUCUUUUAAGAGGAGUUUGUUCUUUUCCUUAUGGAGCGAUUUUAACCUCUGAUUUGGAAGAAGGGCACCUCACUUUCAGAUCUUGUUGGGUUCAAGCUCUGUUGUUUAGAGCUGUUACAGGUAAUUAUGGUGCCGUGUUACCUACUACUGGCUAAAGCUGUUAGAAGUGGAGACGACCAACAAUGGAAUAGUUGUAUGGCCGCCUCGUUGUAGCUCUAGGCAUAAUGUGCACCUUGUGUCCUAGAUGAACUUAAUUGCUAUUGAUGUCGUUGCUCGGUGUAAAAAUUUGCGGGAGCAAUUUCCAGUUUGUAAAUGUUAUCAUCUGAAAUUCUCUAAGUGGGAACGAACUUUGUUGUUUCAUCGCUGAUGAUAGAAGUUCAGAGUUUGAUGGAGCCAAAAGAAUUUGAUGGAA
Molecule: messenger RNA, 3802 nt
Organism: Elaeis guineensis (African oil palm)
Lineage: Eukaryota; Viridiplantae; Streptophyta; Magnoliopsida; Arecales; Arecaceae
Product: phototropin-1A
Biological process (GO): protein phosphorylation
Molecular function (GO): ATP binding; protein kinase activity
Source: RefSeq, a predicted model, not a curated record